Amphimedon queenslandica is the source of this 1799-nucleotide messenger RNA. RefSeq lists its product as uncharacterized. The transcript is spliced from 3 exons. The coding region runs from base 221 to 1540 and encodes 439 amino acids. The record is from RefSeq and is a predicted model, not a curated record. NCBI's taxonomy places the organism in Eukaryota, Metazoa, Porifera, Demospongiae, Haplosclerida, Niphatidae.
AUCCCAGUACGAUGCAUUUUGGUCUGAGUGUCAGAAUUAUUUAAGUGAAGAUGUUGGUAUUGCAGUAGAUGAAAGAAGACAUGGCAGUGUUACUCAUUUGGCUCGUGCCAUUUCAAUUAGAGAUUUAAUAGAACAGGUAAAAGCUCGAUGUCCAGAAGGAACUUUAAUACCCUCACAUGAGUGGUGCAGGCUCCAGUUUUGGCCCAAAACACUGACACAUAUGUCAUUACAUCACACAGGUAAAUUUGCCCUGAAGUUUAUGAUUCAGCAGCAUCAAUGGAGGAAAGAGCAUGAAGAUUCACAUUAUGCUGCAGCAUUAUUUCGGUAUAUGCGUGAAUAUGUUUUACUUGUGAGAGAUCAUUGCUCUCUUAUUUGUGUCGAUGGCAAACAUAAAGUCAAGGUAGGGGAGCCAGGGUUUCCUGUGGCCUCAGCAGAAAGGGGGAGGAGAGUAGCAGUGCGUGCUGAUGAAAAUUUUGUAGUGGGAGACCAUGAUUUUACGAAGUUUGGGCUUAUUCUAUCAGUGACUUUUAUUAUCAAGAUUCCAGAUGAAAUUUGUGGUUCAUGGUAUGAUGGUAAAGUGUAUGUUGGUCUUAAAGAUUCAGUGUUUGAACCUUCCUCUCCUAUUCACCACAUGACGGAAUUAUAUCAGACUAUUUUGAAGACUGAAACUCAUAAAAAGCCUAUAUUAUUUAUAUACUCGGACGGUGGACCAGACCAUCGCCUGACAUACAUCUUAGUUCAGCUGUCUUUAAUAUGUCUCUUUAUUAAGCUAGACCUGGAUUAUCUUUGUGCUUGUCGCACUGCACCUUAUCACAGUUGGAGAAAUCCGGUUGAGCGAAUUAUGUCUAUUUUAAACUUAGGAUUGCAGUGUGUAGGACUUGCAAGGGAGCAGAUGACUGAGGAGUUUGAGAAAGAAGCAGCAAAAGCGAAUUUGUUAUCAGAGUUAAGAGCCAUUGCAUCACAAACCAGUGGAUUUGAAGCAGCUGUUGCAAGCUCACUUUCACCUGUAAAAUCUCUACUUCAUAGUAUUUUUAAUCGUCUCAAGCUUCACGAUGACUAUAUUCACACAUUUGAUUCUGCGUCUACAAAUGAUAUUAGUGAUUUUUGGACAUCACUUCUUGCUAUUGAUUGUACUUUAAAGGAAGAAAAUCACUACAUAAAAGCUAAUUUUUCAGAAUAUAAAGAUGCUCUUACAUUUGUUCAGCAUUGUUGUGAAGCUAACCACUACUCAUUCGAUAUUUUGAAGUGUGGUAGCAGUAUAUGCCACAUUUGCAAGCCAGUUCGACUUCUAGAGGACACUUUUAAGAAACUUAGGCACAUUCCACACCCAACACCUAGUGACAAUGAAGGACAUUAUCUCCCUUUUAGUGAGGUAUUUGGAAUCACGACAUCAGAAGAACAUAGGCCCUCCUUUAAAAAGACUGCUGAUGUUCAAAAGAAGAGUGUCCGCCAUAAGAAUACGCAUAGAAAAGCUGUAUUAUUCAGCAAAGUAUGCCCCAAUUUGCGUAUAUUGUGGCAAACAUCAACCUUUUACUUCUGAAAACUUGUAUCCUCAAUGUAGUGAUUGCAGCAGUAAACCUCCAGUACCUAAAUGAUUAUUUCCCAGCCUCUUUCACCAAGAGUCGUGCUUUUUCUCUCCUAAUUUUCAAGUGUUUAGCCUUGUUUUUCUUUUUUGUAAUUAUUAGCACCUUUCUUUUACUAUUUUGUAAUUUUAGUCUCAAUAAGUUGAGACUGGCAGACUGCAAGUGUUUAAAUAUUCAUUAAAAAUGAAUAAUAAAAAAUUAUUGAUUUAAAAAUUA